GUGGUCGCCCUGAUCGCGACCGACCGAUAGAAUACUACUCGUUUUCGUGUACGACCGCUCGAGCGGUAGGCCGAUAAGAUGAUGCGAAGUCCUGCGGCGGGCUCAGACUUCGGAAUCUUCGGAUCGCCCAGGUGAGAGCCGCGUCGUCGCAGCGUGACGAGAGAUCUCGGUCACGAAGGUCGCGAGGUAAACGCGAGAGCGGUUUUCCGAAGUAAAGGGAGUAACAAACCGCUUGGUCCUGGGGGGGGAUCACGUGACCCGAGUGUUUACCAAAAUGGUGAACGUUCAUGGUGCGCGACGAACGGCACUGUGUUCCGUCCGCACGGGAGCGGCCGCGCGGCGCUCGGUUGCGUAAAUAGCUGCGAUCAGCUGUGCUGCUACGUGCGCAGAGCGGAGGGAGAGAGAGAGAGAGAGCGCAUGCACGCAGUGCUUCGGAAUUCCGAUCGUCUCGACACGGCGUCGCGCGUCCCGUUGGGCUCCAUCGCGUCUCGUCGCGUCCUAGACGAGUCGAUCAUUUCCGUCGUCGGCUGGCUCGUUUACGUUCUUUUCGGCUGGCAUUUUCGUCGUUACGCCCCACGCCCGCAGGAUAUCUUUACGGGCGAAAGUUGGAAAGUGGAUGGGAGAUGCCUGGAUUGGACGCGGAGGCAGUUGGCAGGGUCACGCUACAACGAUCGCCUCCCUAACCGCAUGAUGAUAUACUAGAGCAGUGCUGGACCGAGCCUUUUCGCGAUGUCGUUGAUUCGUCUCGUUGCGCCGAGUUUGUUCUCGAUCCGCCUGCCGUCCGCACUCUAAGCUCACGAUAGAAUCUUUUUAUUUUCUUACAUUGCGCCGCCAAAGUGGUGACUCGAGGCUUCCACAGGCCUAAUUCCAUUCGUCAAUAAUGCUGAACUCGAGGGAUACCAGCAGAUGAUCUCUGAUAUAGGUUAGUGCAAGUAAAAAGCACUUAAACAACAGACAUCUAAAUGUCAGGUGUUCUCGCAUAGUGCUUGAGUGCUGCGGCCAAGCAUUCUUAAACAUGGCCACGUAUCAAGUUGACUAUCAGUGGGCUUAUUCUAUAAUGGAUUCAUCCAGGAUAUCCACCUUCCUAAUAUCAAUUCUACUGAUAGUUUACGGUAGUUUCCGAUCUCUAAACAUGGAGCAAGAAGCAAGGGAAAGAGAAAAGGAGAAGGAACGUAGUAAUUUAUUGACUGGACUUACUAGUAAUAGUAGCGCCGGUAAUCUGGAUGGCGCUAACGGAGGAAGAGUUCAAACUCUCGAUACAAUGCAUGCUCUCUGUCUACCUCUCGGUGCUUCCAUUUCUCUACUCAUCAUGUUUUUCUUUUUUGACAGUAUGCAGAUGCUUCUUGCAAUUUGUACAGCCAUUAUAGCUACAGUUGCAUUGGCAUUUCUAUUGUUGCCUAUGUGUCAGUAUAUCAUUAGACCAUGUUCUGAUGGUAACAAAAUAUCUUUCGGUGUCUGUGGAAGAUUUACGGGUGCUGAGUUACUCUCGUUUUCGCUCAGUGUGAGUAUAGUAUGCAUCUGGGUUUUGACUGGACAUUGGCUGCUGAUGGAUGCAAUGGGUAUGGGCCUGUGCGUGGCAUUUAUUGCAUUUGUUCGACUACCUAGUCUCAAGGUAUCCACAUUGUUAUUAACCGGACUGCUGAUUUAUGAUGUCUUUUGGGUUUUCUUUUCGUCCUACAUAUUCAGCACAAACGUAAUGGUUAAGGUAGCAACUAGGCCUGCAGAUAAUCCAGUAAGUCUCGUUGCUCGAAGAUUACACUUAGGUGGCGUGGCGAGAGCAGCACCAAAAUUACCUUUACCUGGAAAAUUAGUUUUUCCAUCGAUACACCAAGCGGGACAUUUUUCAAUGUUAGGCCUUGGUGAUAUUGUCAUGCCAGGUCUAUUACUCUGUUUUGUCCUGCGAUACGACGCAUAUAAAAAGACUCAGCUAUUGCCGGGUGGCUGCGAAACUGGAGUACCACCGCCGCGUCACUUCAGCCGAAUUAGCUAUUUUCAUUGCUCUUUGAUUGGUUAUUUUCUUGGUCUACUCACCGCCACUGUAAGCUCUGAGGUGUUCAAAGCUGCACAGCCUGCCUUAUUGUACCUUGUGCCCUUCACUUUGUUGCCGCUGCUCACAAUGGCGUAUUUGAAGGGAGAUUUACGUCGCAUGUGGAGUGAACCAUUCAUAUCUCAACAACCUUCUAAACAUAUGGACGUUUGACAAGAGUUAUGGAUCUAAAUAUAUGGACGUUUGACAAGAGUCAUGGGUCCUUGUAUAUUAUGUUGUAUUGGAGGCAAAAUUUUUGAAUGAAAUUCACCAUCAUAUAAUUUCACAUCGUUAUUUUCAUCAACGUCAUUUAAUGAAGUGUACAUAAAAUGAGUACUCAAUUGUCCUUCAGUUUUUCCGCAAACUAAGUGAUGCGGUAAUAAAAGAUACUAUAUAUGUAUAUUAGCGACAUGACAUAUGAUAGUAACAGAAUGGUCAAGGAACAGGUUUAAAUAAAAAUCAAGAGUUAAAUCGUAUACACACAGAUAUUAUUAAAUACUGGAUAUUAUAUAGGUAAUAUACUAAAGAGCACUUGCUUGUACUGUUGCAAUUCUCGACUUGCAUGUGUACAGCUAUGUACAUUUUUAUAUAUAAUAAAACUUGACCAUUUUCAUAUGGUCGCGUUUGAAAAGUAAAGUGAUAACAAAUCCACACAUGGUGUUC
Molecule: messenger RNA, 2689 nt
Organism: Cyphomyrmex costatus
Lineage: Eukaryota; Metazoa; Arthropoda; Insecta; Hymenoptera; Formicidae
Gene: SppL
Product: signal peptide peptidase-like protein
Exons: 7
Coding region: 1016-2200 (394 amino acids)
Biological process (GO): membrane protein proteolysis
Cellular component (GO): lumenal side of endoplasmic reticulum membrane; cytoplasmic side of endoplasmic reticulum membrane; Golgi-associated vesicle membrane
Molecular function (GO): aspartic endopeptidase activity, intramembrane cleaving
Source: RefSeq, a predicted model, not a curated record